AUGUCACGAGCAGCAUCCUGCAAAGAUCUUGAGGUAUGUGACGUCCAACCGCUCUCGCUUCUUGAAAAUUCUUUGUCCUCAAAAACUGAGCCAACCAGUGAAGUGGAGAUAAUGAAAGUGAAUGGAAUUGAUAAAAACCUUGAUGUGGAUUCUGUACAGAAGAUAGAUGAUAACAAUAUAGUAAAUACAAGGGAACAGAACACGUUUCCAACCACAAGUAAAUCUCAUCCUGAAGUAUUGGAGGAUAUCAAUUCAGAGACCUCCCAUUCCACAUCUUCAUGUACUGGUGUAUUUUGUGAAGUAAGCAGCAUGGGAACACAAUGUACACAGAUUGCAGAAGGUGUUGCUGUUGUGAGUGGAGAGUCUUGCAAUCCAUCUCCAGAAAAAGAUUUUAAGUUAUUGUCGGAAAGUUGUUCUCAUAUGGUGAUGGCAUCGCAAGAUUCUGUAGAGGAGGAAGUCUGCUGCAUAUGCCUGGAGGAAUACACAGAUGAGAACCCUGCACUCUAUGGGGAGUGCAAACACCACUUCCACUUACCGUGCCUUAUGAACUGGAAACAACGCAGUAAUGUCUGUCCAAUGUGCUCUGCAGAGACGCUGCGUGGACUGGCAGAGGAUAACGAUCCGCCUCCGCGACUCCAACCACUUAACGAUGAAGUUCUCGCACUAAUGUUACAACGACAACGAGGACGCUACGGUACCCGACAUAUUCAUCAUUAUCAUCAUCAUCAUUUACAUCGUCAGCGUGAACGGGGACGGCCGCGGGUGCAGGAGAUGCAAUUUUCAGGCGCAGCCGUACAAAUGUGGGGAGGUAGUGGUAACGAACGUCACUCCUUGCGAGUCACAUCUAAUCAGGAGAGUGCACUUAAUCAGCGCCAGCGGCGUGUCAACACUCGUGACAGGGGUGAUCCUGCCAUUACGACUGGACCGCAAAAUGUAGAAUCUUCUGCUUCAGUAAAGGCAUCAAGAGAUGGACGAUGUGUGCGGAAUGAUGACACAAACAAAAGCAGUGUAUUGUCGUUUUUCAAUAAACUCUUCUGUUGUUGUAAGAAGUAA
Messenger RNA from Trypanosoma theileri, 1053 nucleotides. RefSeq lists its product as uncharacterized. The transcript has a single exon. The record is from RefSeq and is a predicted model, not a curated record. The coding region runs from base 1 to 1053 and encodes 350 amino acids. Lineage: Eukaryota; Euglenozoa; Kinetoplastea; Trypanosomatida; Trypanosomatidae.